Molecule: messenger RNA, 759 nt
Organism: Caenorhabditis sp. 36 PRJEB53466
Lineage: Eukaryota; Metazoa; Nematoda; Chromadorea; Rhabditida; Rhabditidae
Source: the annotation of a GenBank genome assembly
AUGGGCGCCGGAGAAAGUAGCAUGGCACUCGAAAGUAAGCCUUUUCAUACCUUUAUUCAAAUCCAACUUCACGUCUUCAGAGCACCUCUUCGACCUCAAGUUCGCUGCGAAGCAACUGGAGAAGAACGCUCAAAGAUGUGAGAAAGAAGAGAAAGUCGAAAAAGACAAGUUGACGACGGCUAUCAAGGUGAGCUUUUGAAACAAGGAGUAGGGAGAAUGAAUGGCUUUUGCAGAAGGGAAACAGAGAAGUUGCUCAAGUGCACGCCGAGAACGCCAUCAGAAAAAAGAACGAAGCCGUGAACUACAUAAAAAUGGCUGCGAGAAUCGAUGCAGUCGCUGCACGAGUACAGACUGCCGCCACGCAGAAGAGAGUGACUUCAAGCAUGAGCGGAGUUGUGAAGGCGAUGGAAAGUGCGAUGAAGAGCAUGAAUCUGGAAAAGGUUCAGCAGCUGAUGGACCGAUUCGAAAGAGACUUCGAAGACCUCGAUGUGACUACGAAGACGAUGGAGAAGACGAUGGAUGGAACGACAGUUCUGAACGCACCGAAGUCGCAGGUGGAUGCGCUCAUUGCAGAAGCCGCCGACAAAGCCGGGUCAGUUCUUCAUUCGAAAUUAUUGUUCACUUUUGUGUGCCCCUUUCAGAAUCGAAAUGAGCCAGGAACUGCCUUCAAAUGUGCCAACUGCCCUCCCAACUGGAACUCAAGCUGUUUCGGAAGACAAAGACCUCACCGAACGUCUGGCGGCCCUCCGCAACAUGUGA